Messenger RNA from Bolinopsis microptera, 3846 nucleotides. Its product is annotated as sialidase-like. NCBI's taxonomy places the organism in Eukaryota, Metazoa, Ctenophora, Tentaculata, Lobata, Bolinopsidae. Gene Ontology annotation, cellular component: plasma membrane; cytoplasm. Gene Ontology annotation, biological process: cell surface receptor protein tyrosine kinase signaling pathway; cell migration. The record is from RefSeq and is a predicted model, not a curated record. The coding region runs from base 88 to 3180 and encodes 1030 amino acids. The transcript is spliced from 20 exons. Gene Ontology annotation, molecular function: protein binding.
AGGAUGCAGAAGAUGUUUGGUGAAGAAGCCACUUAUGAUUUUUAAUAAUACCUACAGCCUGUACAUAUCUUAAAGAAUAGAAUUUACAUGACAGCAAUAUUGAAAGCUCUUGCGCUCUAUAAUAAUGAGGCUGAAGAUUCGGACGAAUUGUCAUUCAAGAUAAAUGAUCUUCUUGUAGUCUUGAAAGAAAACUUCCAAGAUGGAUGGCACCUAUGUCAGCUUGGAGACAAGAAAGGAGUGGCACCCUCAAACUAUCUUCAGAUACUUGUCAAGCCCAUGAAUGCAAAUCACAAUGAAGAAAGUAUUUAUGAUAGCCCCAAGAACCACAACAACCAAAGCAAUGUUUACAUCAAUAACCAAACUGCAAAAAGUCCAGUUGAUGGGAACGAUAUGUAUGUAUACUCAGACUACCAGAAUAUGCAAGGAAGCAAUGAAGAAGAGGAAAUAUACAUGAACACCUCAGCUGCAGCAUUGAAAGAUCUGAACAAAGGAUCACUCACUCAUCUCCAACCUUCUCCUAAACGUACACCAGAACCAAGGAGAAUCAACUACCCUGCUUCACCGGUCAAAGUUGUUCUUCAGCACCAAACCAGUGAGUAUAUGGAUAUGGACGCACCUGGUGGAGUUACCGAUUACAGUGAGAUUGCUGAGGAUGAAGUUGGGGCUGAUUACGACGAAGUCCCAUCUCACGAAGCAUAUGAUAGUGGAGCUCCGAACAAUUCCAGUAACGAAUCAAUGAAAUCAUGCUCCUCCCAAAUCUACCCAACGAACAGAAGCAAUGAGUCCCUACAUUCAACCAAAGUUUCAUCUGAAUCAAUCAGAUCGAAUGAUUCAGGAAUAUCUUCUUCACAGCAAGAAAGUGCUAGAAGAGAAAGCCCACCGUCCAUUCCACAGAAACAGGGUCCCCACACAUCCCCUCACUCCCCAAACUCACACUUAGACGAUGAAUCUGAUAUCUACAUGGUCCCUCCCAGUGCUAUUACACAAAACACAGAAAAUAAGAGGAGGAGUGACCACGAUUACUUUAACCCUCCCACGCCAACCUCUACCAUUCCUCCAGCUAAACCUGCGCUAAAAAAGAAGUCCUCCAAAGACGCAUCAGAAGUGGUGAUGCUUGACGAGGGUCUUGAGUAUGCAAGGGCGUCUGAAGCUAUCAGUAAAACCAAGAAAUUAGGCACUCCUCAUUCCGAUAAAAAGAAGAAGAAAACAGCUGGACUUGAUCUGUUCCUACUGCGAGUAGACAAGCUGCUAAGUAACCUGACUCUGAAGAAAAGCCACAAAGAUAGCCACAAAGAUAGUAAACAUCACGGUGGAGGAGGAGGGAGCUUGGUGAAGGGACAAACACUCUCAAAGAGCUUGGAGAAUAUCAACAAACACACCGUGAACACGGCUAGGCCUCUACCUACCUUACCCAUGCAUAAAACAGUGGGAGAGCCCAGCAAAGGAGGGACUCAUAAGAACAGAGAACGACCCCUCCCUCCGACACCCCCAGACCAUGAGCUACAGAUUGAUGAAGGAGCGUUAUUGGGACACGUCAAGAUGCGACGAUCUACGGUUGCCGGACUGAUGAACAUUCAAAUUUGGAAACCAUCCAACUUUCUAGCGCCUUCCUGUAUGAUGGCAAUGUCACGUGACGAGCUGGCCUCGCCAUCGUACCACGACUACGCAGAAAUAGAAGAUGGUCCCGAGUACGUGGAGGUGAUAACUCCAGAACACCCACCCCCCUCCUCCGCACUCAGCCCUCUCCCUCACCAUCUCCCACAGUCCAAUACCUUCCACUCGGCUCCUGGCAGGGUCAUGUUGGAACGGCAGAGGAGUAAGAGUGUGACAGGAGCGCUGUGUAGUGAGCUCGCUAACGAACGCAGACAUUCCACCCCUCUCAGGAACGAUAGAGAACCCUCAAUGUACGAAGGUUGCAGCUAUGUAACCCACGACCCCGGCCCACUAGAAGACGAAGAAUUUCACGACUACACAGAAGUACCCGACCUAGAGGGGGUACCCAGCAGUUUCCAUAGCAACUCCAGUGGUUACCAUAGCAACGGGAGCAGCGUUCAGAGUCGUCACCAUCUCCCUGGCAGCUUAGAUAGUCAUAGUGUUGAGAGUCUGUUGUCCAAAAUGGACGUCCUAAGUUUUGUCCUGGCGCCAGAUUUUGCUGAUCUCUGUAAGAGUCUGACUGAAACAGAUGACCAAUACCGCCCUCCACUCCCCUGUUCACAACCUCCUCGCCUCCCCACCUCCCAACCUCCUCCCCUCGCAGAACCAAACCGUCCUCCUCCUCAAGAACCAAACCGCGCUCCACCUAAACCCCCUAAGAUAGGAGACCCUCCAGCGCAGCGUGGCAUGCAGAUUAAACCUGUAGCGCACGUCUCCCCGGUUAUGCAGAUAGCGAACGUGUCACCGGUUACCCAGAUAGCGGCAGCUCAGCAGGUUGCGCCGGUAGUACGUGUUGGGGGCAGCGCACGGAGUUCGGGGAGCUCGACUCCAGGAAGUGCGGGGUCUACUUCAACUCUGGGGACUAUUGGGCCUUCCUCUGCGGCCAAUUCUCCUUCUCUCACUCCUCUUGCUCACCAGGUAUGCGGUUUAAUGACACCAUCCCCCCCUACAUUCUACUCACCCUCCACCCUCGCCAAACUGCCCACCACCACAGUGGAGAGAGCUGAACCUGUCUCUCCCUCCGACAUGAUGCAGCGGACCCAGUCCUAUACUCCUUACCCUCACCAUCUUUCUAAACCACCGAUAAUACUAGUGGAAAUAGACAUAUGUAGUCUGUGUGAGAACGACAUAGCAGUGAUACACGAGCACUGCGGAGUUAUAUCCGGCACUCUGAUCCGUGCCAGCACGGAGAGUCUUAUCAAGUUAAAGUACGUUACUGAUAACAGAGACGUGGAGAACUACGUGGCUGCCUGCACUGCGACAGGAGGAGCGUGCAUUGAGAUAAUAAAACAUCUGACAGUGCUAGCUGACCGGUGUCAGAAUCCUGACCUGUAUAAUCUUACCUUCGCUCACAAAACGAAACUCAGAGAGAUCGUUAAACGGCUCGUGGAGGCUGUUAAGAUGGCGAAAGUACAGUUCCCUGAUCAACAUGCUCACGAGGAAAUGUUAGCUAGACGAAACGACCUGAUAACAGCUGUUAGAGAGAUUAAAACGUUUGUCGUGAAAUUAUUACACCCACCAACCUGAAGAUGGAGAUGGAGUUAGAAAGAUCAUAGAAUCAUAGAUCUGAGGAAAUCUGGACUAAAAUUAGUGCAAAUAGAACGGACUAGUUGUGCGGUGGUCGUAGUUACAUUUUUACUUGUAAUAUACAGUUCGACUAAUAUGUUAGUGAACUCAAUUUAAACUUUAAAUCUCACGUUUUUUUUUCAGAAAUUGUGAUGUAAAGUGAUUAAAACUGCAUUGUAGAUACACAAAAAAAGAUAUAUUUAAAAGUUUUUGAUGAGAACUUAACAGAGGUGCAUCAGCAUUUAACAACAACAACAAAAAACAUUUAAAUCGCCGUUAAAUACCCGAUUUCCGCCCCCAUUUUCUGUUAAAUUAAUAUUAUAGAUCUGUUUUCAAUGUACAUUUCAACUAACUAGUAUUGUACCCAACGUUUAUAUGACUGGUUUUUAUUUUAAUCAUUUUUGCUAUGUUUGACUUUAGUUGCUGCUUCAAUAUAUUUGGAAGAUUGAGCAUGGGCAGCAAGAACUUUAAAUUUGAAUGGUUUCCCGGUGUCAUUUUCCAACGCUGACAGUUGUGUUUUUAAGUAUCUGAAGAUUUUCGUGGAUUGAAAUCCGAACAUAGCUAGAGUUGCUGAGUUGAAAUUGAAACAUUGACAUGGCCGAUACUCAACUUUAUUUUAUAUAACCU